AUGCUUAUCAUCACGGGGAAUGGUAUAACCAGUUCUGCAGGAAUGGCUUUCUCUAGACCGUCUUUACCGCCCUUUAUCACUUGUUAUCAUUUCCUAUCGUCUACUGCUCUCUCGGCGACCACCUACUAUAAGACUACAGUGCCUCAAGAAAAUGUAGCUGGAUCAAAAGGCAAUUUUCAAUCAGCCGAUGGUGACAACAAACAGUCUAAAGAAUCGAAAGAAAGCACAGAAUCUAAAUCGAAAGAAAAAGAUUUCAAACUUGCACGAACCCAAGAAUCGGCGGAAAAAAUUCACCAAGAUGCGCUACCAAGUGGCUGGUUGGGACCUGCUGGGUUGCCACCUGCGGAAGGUUAUGACAUGGGGGAGGUGAAGAGAUACGUUGAAGAGAACAGAAGCCUAGUGAAGACAGACCUCAGAUCCGUGCGCGACUUGAAAUUCGAAUACAAUCCGAAGGCACCGAUCGGAGAUGUCAGAAACAGUCCUGUUCCGGGCGCUCAGCCAUCCCCCAAGCCUGGCCCCAAACUGCUUGAGGAACAAAAAACGCAAGUAAUGUCGACAGUUAUGAUCGACGACGAAAUUAACGCUGUGGCGGUUGAUCGUACUCCAGUUCCAUCGCUAAGAUCUUUGGAAGAAGAUAGAUUCCUCUACAAUCCAAGAAAUCCUCUAGGAGAUGUCAAAAAGGGCAGAAAUAUCCCUCCUGGGAGGGGAGAUGAAUGGAAAGAAAUACCUAAAUACCCGACAAAUUUGUUCGACAAUGAAAGAAAGCACAUUAAAUUUCUUCUGGGAGUGGCGCCUCUGCUGACGAAACAACAGGAACCUCAGGAACCUCUGCGAGUCGCGGCAGGUAAUCCUUCGGAAAAGCAACUCAAGGACGAUUCUAUGAAGAUAGUCAGUCAACAUUUCCAGCAGCGGCAAGAAGCGAACGAAGCCAAACAAGAAAUGUCAGCUAAAUAUCCGCGGGAUAUCGUAGUG
Molecule: messenger RNA, 972 nt
Organism: Haemonchus placei
Lineage: Eukaryota; Metazoa; Nematoda; Chromadorea; Rhabditida; Trichostrongylidae
Source: the annotation of a GenBank genome assembly